AUGUAUGGCACGCCUCACUCCCUCUCAACGAUGAACGGUAUUGGAGGAGAGGUUGUCGAUGGCUCGGGUACGAUCGACCCGGCGAACUUGAGCAAUUCAGUCGCUGUUCUACCGGUGCCAUCCCCUGCAGAAGCAACCCCCCGUGGUAUCAAGCGUACUCGCACUCCAGAUCGCAGUGGGAAUGGCCAUAUUGAAGGAGAUCAGGACGAUGAGGACCAGGGUCGUCGCAAGCGAGGCCGUCCACCGAAGAUCCCGCGGGCUACCUCUAACGAUCAUUCGGCUGGUACCCCAAUUCAAACACCGCAGAUGCAAGCCCGCCCGCUUCCCCAACAUGCCGGAUCGCCAACUCUUGCCUCUCCCCAAGACAAGACUACCCCGACAAAAGCACUGGUCAAGGCACUUCCAACGGUCCGAGACCACACGUCCGAUCAACUGAAUGAUGAGGGUGACGAAUACAUCCCAAAGGAGUUCGAUGAAGCGGGAGAGACCAAGGUCGAUGCCAUGGGAUAUCUACAGGGUACUCGCGAAUAUAAAUGCCGAACCUUCCGUGUGCCCCAUCGAGGCACUAAGCUGUUUAUGUUGGCGACGGAGUGCGCAAGGGUAUUGAACUAUCGUGAUUCGUACUUGCUGUUUAACAAGAAUCGAUCGUUGCACAAGAUAAUAGCAUCGCAAAUCGAAAAGGACGAUCUGAUUCAACAAGAUAUUCUUCCCUAUUCCUAUCGGUCCCGGCAGAUCGCGAUUGUCUCAGCCCGUUCCAUGUUCCGUCAGUUUGGGAGCCGCGUCAUUGUCAAUGGCCGUCGGGUUCGAGAUGAUUACUGGGAAAGCAAAGCGAGAAAGCAAGGUUUCACCGAGGACGAUCUAGCGGGUGAGAAGCGUCCAGGUGCGGCCAAGAUUCGAGAUGGACUUGCGGCAGAUACCACGACUUCCAGCCUGCUGCCAGCCCUCCCCCAUAAUGAUGUUAUCUUCAGCAAUACGGUCGAGCCACUGCCCCCCGGUCUCUCGUUGGAUGUUUCAGAUGCUUCUCCCUCGUUAACGCAACUUCCUAUGAUACAUCUGGCCACAACGGAUGAUCCACGGUUGCGGGACUACAACGCCAUUCCUCGCGCUCGCCAAGAGCUAACGGGACAGAUCUACCACGAUCGCAAUCAGCCCAGCUCGGGCUCAGAGAUCAUCAACCAAGCUCAACAUGCAGCUGACUUCAAUAAGACUCUAGGGGCACAGCGAAGCUUUCGCCGGAAGGGUUUGGACGAAUUCUACUCAAAGCCGCGUGAAGCCCCUGAGACAGAGGAUCAGUCUACUACUGCCCUGGAAUCCGGUCUCUCUGUGUCACAGCCUAUCCAACCUACACAAAUCCCACCCACGGGUAUGGGCAACCCGGGUCAUGCGCAGCACGUCAUGCCUCACCAGGCAACGAUGAUACAAGGUCAACAGAAUUUCCCUCAGCUUGCACAUCAAUCUGCAGUCAAUCAGUCGCCAAUGAGAGGAAUGCCAACUGGUAUGCGACCUGAUCUCAUGCACCAACGAUCGAAUCCAUCCAUGUCUGCUGGGGUCGGCCAAGCCCCCUAUGGCUACCCUCCUCAACAGCAGGCUCAGCAGCAAAUGUGGGGUCGGCCACCACCCCAGCCACAACAGUCGCCCAUGUCUUCGGGUCAACAAGGUGUCAAUAUGGCACAAUACGCUCAGCAAAUGGCUGCGGCUCCGCAGCAAGCACCGUCGCCUCUUCACCAUGCUCAGCAGCCUCAGCAAUCUCCGCGCAACAUGCCUCAGAUGCCCCAGCAAUACCACCAGAUGCAACAUCCACAGGCGCAGCAGCAAGCAAUGGGAGGCAUGGGUUUCCCUGGAGGAAAUCCGGCCGCUUUCCAGGGUAUGGCACGGGCUAUGUAUCCUCAAGCUCAAGGAGCACCGGGUGGACAGGCCUAUAUGGCUGCCAACCCUCAACAGGCUGGUAUGGCGAUGGGCAUGGGUGCAGGCGGUAUGCAAGGGUGGCCUACUGGGCCUGGCGCACAGAUGCAACCUGGUCAACCCCAGCCAGGUCAGUCAGGAAGCCCAUUGGGCGGGUGGUCAGGCUACUAG
Messenger RNA from Penicillium longicatenatum, 2073 nucleotides. RefSeq names its product putative nuclear localization protein. The transcript is spliced from 3 exons. Gene Ontology annotation, molecular function: chromatin DNA binding. The coding region runs from base 1 to 2073 and encodes 690 amino acids. Lineage: Eukaryota; Fungi; Ascomycota; Eurotiomycetes; Eurotiales; Aspergillaceae. The record is from RefSeq and is a predicted model, not a curated record. Gene Ontology annotation, cellular component: nucleus.